Amoebophrya sp. A120 is the source of this 5171-nucleotide messenger RNA. The record is from the annotation of a GenBank genome assembly. Lineage: Eukaryota; Dinophyceae; Syndiniales; Amoebophryaceae.
UUUGUUGUUGUUGUUGGACCGGUAGCCGCAAGCGAGAGACAUAAGAGUGCGAUAACUAUCUAAGUCGUGGCAAAGAAGGUGCGAUGAAACCCAGAAUAGGCCGCCACUGGAUUGUGACUAACCGUCUGCCAGUAGCAACGAGGCCAAAUAACAAUUCCCUGCAAAAAUAAAUGACCGGCUUGAGCACAUCAACAUCGCCCGUGAGCCGCGAUCUCACGACUACUGCAACGGAAAACUGCGAAGUGCGGUUGCUGGUCUUUUCUCCGACGACUUCACUUGCAAACUUUGUCUUCGUCGCAGUUCUGGUUUUUUUGCUACUCUCCUUUGUCGCGACCCUGCAGAAUGGACGGAUUUGGGCGUUCCUGCGGUAUCCGGAAGGUAUGAAAAAAUGUUGUGAGAGUUGAGGAAAUAUCGUAUGUGGUUCAACUUCAUGCGGCUGGUGCGCUGACUGAAAGAAUAGCUACAAUUCGUGUGCUAUUAUCUUGCGAUUAGUUGUUCUUCCGGCGAAGAAGAUGUUUGUGUGCCAUGCUAUUUGAAAACCCAGCAGGUAUCUCCCCGACACAGGAUUCUCUCCUCAAAGCCAUUCUCUUACCAAGCGGCAGCGUUUCCUCCACAUCCAGACCCGGCAUUCUCGCAAGCGGCCGCGGCCGACUGUCCAGUAGCCACAAGCGGAAGGGCGAGUGGUCGCUGCACAUGCGGGAAGAGAAGCUCGCGCUGCUCCGGACGCUUUUCGACUACCCGCUGCUCGGCUGCUUGCCGCUGUCUUUGUUGCUGAACCUGCGGGACCAGCGGCAUGCCAUCGACGUGGUCUCGAGCAGUUCCACUUCGAGUGCGACUACGCUGCUCGUUCCGCGCGACCACAGUACAACCGGGUUUCUGGGAAGCAUCGAAAGACUCCUGCAGUGGCUGCACAACCCGUUUGAGGUCGGCAGUUUGUCAGCGGGUACAUCUCCACAUGCAUUCUGGUACCCAGCGUCUGCAACGGUUACGGGCAAAACUACAGAAGCCGGGUGUAGCGUUUCUUUUGUCGCAGCGAGCAGUGCUGGAACAUCUGCGCCUGCCUCAUCGGGAGCACAUGCUGCACAUCUAUCAGUAAGUAGCAAGAACGAGGACGAUUCCCAACUGUCUCUUCUGGCCGUCGCAUACCUGCUUCCAUUGGUUGUCCUGUCAGGUCUGCUCUUUCUCUCACUCCUCUGCGGCUGGUACCGGUACCGGUGUGGCUUCAGAAGGAAAGAAGGCGCUUCGCAUGUGGAGGUUUACCGCGGGAUGAAUUUUUGGCAAGUCGUGCUGGAAAGUUGCCGGCAGAUUUUCCCCACCGCUGUAAACUUACUGUACCUCACGCAGGGGAUUUCGCUCGUUUGCCUCCUCCUCGAAGCGGUCAACAUCCACACGCUGAACGGAGGAGCAGCCUCCGCCGCUUCUAUUGGAAAAUCGGCAGCGCUCUCUCUGAUCUAUCUCGGGGUUUUCCUUUUCGGGUUCUGGAUUCCGUUCUGCCUGCGCCAGUUCGUCGCCCAUUGCUGCCUGAAGAGCUCAGUUGGUUUGUCCACGAGUAACGGAGAGCAGUUUGCAAACCAGUUGUGGGGGUUCUUGACCUCGGGCGCCCUCUGGGAACCGCUUUAUGCGGUUGAGAAGAAGAUGAUCGUGAAGGGUGUGCUAGUUCUGCUCGUCGCGGGGUAUUAUGUCUGCGUCACUGAGUUUUCCGGCGCUGAUUUCUCUUCUACCUCACCGAAGAACCUCGACACAACACUUCCGUCGUUGCACUUGCUUCUCUUCCUCCUCGCGGUUACUCUCUUGUUUCUGCACCACAAGGACGACGCGUUCGCUGCAUUUCCAAUCGCGGGGUUCGCGGAAAGUUUUCAGCUGCAUUUGAUGCUUGCCACGAGCCUGAUCGGCGUGUGGUACGAAGGAAGAAUCAAAAACAAUUCUUCUACGACCACCUCCCCGUCAAAUCAAUCCGACGCAGAUUAUUUUCUCCCAAUCGACAUCCUCCUCGUUUUGCACACUAUUUUCGUCCUCACCACAAUUUGGAAAUUAGUCGGGACCUUCAUCCUGCAGGCCUGCGGUCUAGACUUCUUACUUCCUAUUUCGGAGGAACCCAUUUCCGCAGUUUUCACCGGUCUGAAAAACGUGCUGCGGUUUGUCUUGUCCACCUUGUUCUCUGCGUGUCUGCGAGAUCGGGACCUGGCUGCUGGUGCAGCCUUUUCAUCCUCCUCUUCAUCUGAGGACGAGGGUGACUUCGGCAAUUUUGACGAAGAAAACGAUAUUAACGACGCCUUGUCCGCGGAUGAUUCUUCCUCCUCAUCCGACACAAGCAAAAGCCAGCGAUCAAAAACCAGCAACACCACCUCCGAUAGAGACCACGGGGAAGGAGCAGCAGAUCCAGAAAAAGAUGAAACGAAAAAGCAGAAGCGCGAAGUUGCGCGCCGGAGACACCUGGCGCUCAAGGCGAAAAUGAAGAGGCGGAAUAAAGCUCGUGACGCGGGAGAUCUGACUGCUGAUGAUUUGAAGUUGCUGCACGGGACGGGUGUUUUUUCGCUUCUCUUUGGCGAUUUUGUCGAGCGUUGCAGGGAAUUCCUCUUCGUCCACGAGAGCACCUACGGACGAGGACAUCAAAGUCAACAACAUCUUCACAGACGGAGAUUUGUUUCCUCUCAUCAUCUCAUCUAUUAUUACCCGAACGUGGACCAGGACAGGACGGGAGACUACAGCGUCCAAUCCGAUGUCUUAGACGUCACGCGAUUGAACCGCACGGGGAAGGAAGUGGUGUUUUUGGCAAUCAGGAGGGUCUGCGAGUACUUUUCGCAUUUGGGAAUGAGCUCCGGCAUGACCACAGGUCGUGGCUCGUCUCGUGCUGCGUCCUCGUCGAGUUCAUCCUCUGAACACCAGUUCGCCACUAACCUCCCGGAAAUCUACCGCGCCGUCCUCCUCCGCUGCUUCGUCGAGUACGCCAGUGCGCAGAUGCGCAACCUCUCGCACCGCGUGGGGAGAAGCAACGCGAAGUCGACGCGGGACGACACGGGCGCGUAUCGAAAGUGGAAAACGAAGUUUCGGGAAACGCCGGAUAAGAGCAGAACUGCGAAACUGAGUCUCAUCGGGCUCUGGCGAACGCAUUUCGACGGCAGUUUUGACAGCGACGAGAACACCAGUUUCUAUCUGUCGGGCGGUUCUGGAGGAACAUCUUCAACAGCAGAACAUCAUCAAGACCCCAGCACUACUAGGGAAUCCUAUCCUGUGCAAAGGCAUCGCACUCGUAUAAAUGCAGGUCUUGCAUGGCAGAUCUGCUUUUUUAGCUUGUUCUGCACGACAAAUUUGAUUUUUCCUUUACGAAAAAUUUGUCAUGCGCUUUGUACUAGUGCGAUGCUUUUGCAAUGCAUAAGUCCGUCCUGACGGCGAUUCUCCGGUCCGCCACGAGAAAGAUGAGAGCGACGAAGGACGUGUGGAAUCGAAGAAACAACAAGAAUUCCAGCAGUGCAGCCGCAACAUCUUCGCAACCCACUUCCGCGAAACUGCAGCCGAUUCGCCGGAUUUUAGACGACGACGAUGACUUGGCGAUCGCGGAGGCGGAGAACCACGUUUCCGCCGGGCACUUGCUCCCGCACGACGAAUAUGUAUUGCAAAUAUGUCUGGGUCUAGAAGGUGGUAACUUGUGAUGCGGUGUUUGGAUUCCAAAAAAGUCUGUAUUGGAUGACUAGCAAGAGGAGUCCACUUUGCGCUACGCGGGGAGGACAUUUCAAUUUCUCAUGCGAAAUAAGCAUCAGGAAGCCCUGAGGAAAUCUGUGAUGCUGGGGCAUGCAUUACAGGCGUCAUGCGUCAUGUGAAAUAUGCAUGACAAACGUGGCAAUCUUCCAGGCCCAGACGUAUUUGCAUUUGAUAACGAAGUGAAAAUGUACCGGCGCCUCCCCGGAAUCCCGGUCGAACAGUUUGAGAAAAACGUGUUCAGUCUCUUAGUGGACCGGAAGAAAAAACGGAGACUAUUGGCGCAAAUUCGGAUCGAAUUCGGGAAAAAGAGUAGCGGGGGUGGUGGCCGUGGACUGUCGGCGGGGAUGAUGUUGAACACGAAUCUUGUGCAGUUCGAUGACAAUGUCGACAAUGAUGAAACGGACUUCGACGGCACGGAGGCGUCUUUGAAGAAAGCAGCUGGCGCGGCGGGGGCAACAUCUAGGAACAAGAAAAAGGUGGAAAUCGACGAUCCCAGGGGCAUCAAGCAAAAACACAGUCCGAAGUCCGCCCACUCCUCGGAAGUGGAGUUAGAGUCUGUGUUUCUUUCCAAGAAAAGCUCCACAGACGAGUCAAAGGAUAGCUCAUCGGGUCCUGCUCGCGGGGACUUAACCUCCAGUCGGGAUACGAGCAAAAUAAGCGAACGAGUCGCUCCUGGUACCAGUGUUCUUCAUCCAGCAGACGUGAUGAAAAUGGACGGUGCAGUCCUGUCUUCGUCGGAGAAAGAAGUGGAUUUUGACGACAAUAUUUCCUACUACUCGUCCGACGCGGUUCCGCCGAGUACUGUGGUUUCUACCACGAAGGAGAGGGAGAAGGCUCUAGCGAAAAUCCAGCCGGUGCGGGUUUCCGGAAAGGUUUUUGGCGACAUUCCGGGAACGACGAGGACUACAACACCGGCGAAAAAUGACCCUGUUUCUACUUCUGCGACCACAUUCGACGUCUCCCGCUUACCCACCGUGCCGAUGAAGGUGCCGAGUGCUUUCGCAAACAAGAACAACGGCUUUGCGGCCGAAAAAGAAAAUAAAGUUUCAAAAACAAAUGGAAAUGACCCGGAGCGUGGCCGCUCGGACUCAGAACUAGCAGAGGAAGAGUUUUGAGAAAGUAAACAAGUAGCGUUGUACGAAUUUAUAUAUUAUGCAAAAAUCUCGUCUAUUUGAAUGACCACACUGCACCUGCACGGCAGAACAAAUUGUUUCAGUUUCAUCAGACUGUCUUGUCUACGAAUGAACGUCGCAUAUGGUUGUAUGAGCAAGUAAGAAUUAACAAGCGAGGCAAAAUCAAAGGCGCGACUCGCACAGUAUGCUUCUGGCUUGCUGAUGCACUGGCCUGGCAAGUGACAGAUCCCAAAAAUGUCGCCCGCACGUAUCUCGUUGAACGACGUGAGAGAGGAGAACGAAUACGAAGCGAGAUAGGAGUACUAGUAGAGCACCAGUAGCACUAGCACUGUUAGUCGC